Messenger RNA from Miscanthus lutarioriparius, 627 nucleotides. Lineage: Eukaryota; Viridiplantae; Streptophyta; Magnoliopsida; Poales; Poaceae. The record is from the annotation of a GenBank genome assembly.
AUGGGUCUUAACUUCAGUGUCUUGAACAAAUUCGGUAAUUUUCCCUCAAGCAUUCCUUUAUUUGUUUGUGGAGUCCCAGGACUGAGCGCGGCAACUACCAAGCAAGUUUAUGAACGGCAUUUCGCAAACAAGGACACUAAGGAGUUUAAAGAUUUCCAUAUUGCUUACGUCGAGUUCUGCAAGUAUUUCAACACGGUAAUGCCCGGUCAGGAUUUCGACACUCCAUCAACUACGGAGAUUCAGAAAUUUUUUGACGACGUGUGGAAGCCGGAGAAGAACGAGGAAGAGAGGAAGAUACUGUUCCUCGAGUUCAUGAGGAAGAACGUGAGGCAAGCGAAGGUGGACGACAGCUUCUUCAUCGCGGCCGGGCUGGCGGUGCCGGUGGCGGCCGUCCUGGGCAAGAGGGCCAGCGGGCACAUCCCCUACGUGAAGAGCGUGAGGCUGGACCUGGUCCCCAACGUCGUGUUCGUGCCGUUCGUGACGCUGCUCGGCAUCGUCGGCGCCACCGCGUGGCAGAUGGGCAACAAGAGCGCUGCCGCCAAGGAAGACGAGGAGGCGAACGAGGAGGAGAAGAAGACCAGUAAGCGCGCGGCGGAGCAGCAGAAGGAGCCCAGCAAGUCGCCUUGA